AUGCCUUCUGAUUUUGCAUUCAACGGAUCCGACAACAUCCUUGGCGAGUUCAGCCUGUCCGAGACGCUGAGGCGCGCGGGGAUAGACGGAUCUGGGGAUCAGGGACAUGUCUCGCGUGAGGCCGAGCUCCUCAAGGAAAAUGAGGAACUUCGCACCAAGAAUAGCGACCUCAUGAGGCGUUGCAAACAGCUCGAGAAAGCCGUAAAGGCUCUAUGCGAACGUCUUCACCGAGAAGCUGGGGCUGCCGAGCCGAAUUCUACCGCUGGCACCUCGGUCUCCACAUUGCCCGCUUCCCCAUUUGACUCCGUUAUUGCAAAACUCAAGCGCGACCUUCAGCUAUUCCAAGAGACGGGGCUCGAUAACGUGUCCGGCCUUCGGUACGAAGACAACGUCAGCGUCAUUCUUGACCUCGCCGACUACCCAGGCUUGGAAGGGACGUGGACCUCAAACAAGUUCAAACCCCAAGACGAGGCUAACAAAAGUGAGCGUACUCGAUGCAAGAGCACGGCCGACGGCUCUAAGGGGAAGAACGGCCCGGCUCGCAUAAGCCAGGACAUCAACGACACUCAUCUAUACAUCACAGGCAAAGACGGACAGCCCGUCAGCGGGACUCUGAUCGGUACCAUGCGGAAGGACGCUCGCGAGCUGUUCUAUGAGAUGGGCGCUCGUGUUCGCCUGCCUCAAACGUUUGGCGAGCUUCCCCUUACCGUCCGCAUGUUUACUUUCCGCUAUCUCUGCCAUCACUUUCCUGUCCUCCGCUUAUGCUACAGGAAUUGGAAGGCUCAACGCCUCUCGGAGAGCGCAUACAGCUGCAUGAUUUUGACCUACCAGACCCGGUAUGACAAAGGACAGGGGCUUGCAGAGGCAGAGAAGAAUGGGUCAGAGGAGGAAAGAGCAGCAAAGCGAGCUAGAAUUGAGUGCGCUUCUCCUGCUCCCACUGACGCUCGAGCCAAUUCGGUGGUUCCCGAGACGCCAUCUCACAUCUCAUCAUCGUCCUCCCCUUCGCUGGACGGAAUUGAGCGGCCUGCGUCGACGACAGAGGCGUCAUUGGCUGCCUCAUCUAUCGACACAAAUGAGCAGCCGACCUCUGCAUCAGAGGAGUUGUCAUCAACCUUCUCCGCAGACGCUGACAGGCAGUCCUCGUCUGCGACAGAAGAGUCGCAGUCCGAUUUUCCGUCCGACAUCAAUCAACCGCCAUCAAGCUGGCGUUUCCAGCGCCGACGUCUGGCCGACAAUUAUAUCAACUUAUCCGAGUCUAUCAAUCUACUGCCUUCGACCCAGCUCGCUCCCGUGGAUACCACAGACGGUCCAAGUACCCCCAUCACUGGCACCUCCUCGAGUCCUGCCGCGCCGUUAUCUGCUUCCAGCCCCGAAACUCCCUCAGAGCGUGCAGCUGACAGCGAGGCGCCGAACGUGCAGCCAGCCAAGCGCUCAGACGUGUCCGAGCAGCCCACGGAGACCAGUGCGAUAGUCGCCUCGACUGUGGAGAUGCCCGCGGCAGAGGAGAUCAAGGUGCAUACAAGCACCGGACAAGGUGGUGCACCGAUGGCUCCUCUGGCGGAGAGCUGCACCAUGCACAUGUACUACGCGAACUGGCCCCUCAAAGGGAAGGGGACCAAGUACGCGCUCUCUCGCGACUUCAAGAAACUCUCUGAGGAGGAGAAACUAGUCUACGAGAAGAAGUACAAGGAAGCCAAGGAGAUGAAAGUCGUUCCCGGAAAACGCAAGCGCAACACGACGUAA
Molecule: messenger RNA, 1743 nt
Organism: Coniophora puteana RWD-64-598 SS2
Lineage: Eukaryota; Fungi; Basidiomycota; Agaricomycetes; Boletales; Coniophoraceae
Exons: 8
Coding region: 1-1743 (580 amino acids)
Source: RefSeq, a predicted model, not a curated record